This is a messenger RNA of Odobenus rosmarus divergens (Pacific walrus), 552 nucleotides long. RefSeq names its product alcohol dehydrogenase 6-like. The record is from RefSeq and is a predicted model, not a curated record. The coding region runs from base 1 to 552 and encodes 183 amino acids. The transcript is spliced from 3 exons. NCBI's taxonomy places the organism in Eukaryota, Metazoa, Chordata, Mammalia, Carnivora, Odobenidae.
AUGCAAAUCAGCCUCAACAGGGGUCAACACCACCCCAAAGUGACUCCUGCUACAGGAAGAGAGAAAGAACACCACAAACACCAGUUUGACUGUGCAGUGGGCUGGGGACAGACAUCUUGGUGUGACUGCCGGCCCCAUCCUCCAAUGAAUGUCACUCAGGGAACAAGGCAGGGAGAUCACCCUGCAGUUCAGUGCUACUACAGUAGUCUUUCUCCCACUGGAUUAAUGUUAGAUGGAACCAGCAGAGGAAGGAAGAUUUAUCAUCUUUAUGGUACUAGCGCAUUCACUGAAUAUACAGUCAUGCAUGAAAUUGCAGUGGGGAAAAUUGAUGCUACUGUUCCCAUGGAUAAAGGCUGUAUCAUAAGCAGUGAGGUGCCUAAAGGCUUUGGAGCUAUGUUUAACACUGCAAAGGUCACCCUUAGUCCCACCUGCACUAUCUUUGGACUUAGAGGAAUUGGCUCAGCCAUUGUCAUCCAUGCAAGGGUGGACAUCAAUGAGGGGAAAUUUCCCUGGGAAAGACCAUUAGGGGUCACUGAUUGUCUCAACCCUUAG